UUCAACUAACCUUCAUUUCAUAUCCUAAGUCUUGCGGAAAGGAUCUCCGGAUACGGAAACCUGGUAUAUGUUUACGAUUUCGGCCCAAUGGCUUCGGUAACGACGUCUAUCGGCCGGGCCGCUUUGGUCCUCUGUAGACAGACAGCCCCAAAACGGAGCGCGAUACGCCCCAAUGCUUUCAGACCACAACGGCAAUUUGCGCCAUUCAGCCAUGCCAGCCAGCUGAAGCAAAAUGAUUUACUCGAAGUACCCGAAUACUCUCCAGACCUCCUUGACGGAUCGGAACGUGCUCAAUAUGAUGCAAUGGCUCCGGACCAGCGAGAGACAUUCGACCGUGAGUUCACGACACUCGCCAAGACGCUGCGCGAACAAGGUCUUGGGCAGACGAUGAACGAAAUCCAUAAAGAAGCGGGCCCGUUUAUAGGCUGGACGGGUGGGAAUGAGGAUGUUGAAGAUUAUUUUAACGACGACAUUCACAGGCUUCACUCUGAGCCUUACAUGCAGGACGGAAUGACGAGUAUGGCAUACGACGAGCUAGAACAACACCGGGAGUUAAGAGAAUUCGCUCGAAUUGCGGCAUGGGAAAUGCCAUUGCUUAGCAAUCAUGCAAAGCCUUUCACCCUACCAGAUGAGACCCAUCUCCUCCGAUUCCGAUACACCACAUACAUGGGCGAGACACACCCAGCCGAAACCAAGGUCGUCGUCGAAUUCUGUUCGAAAGAUUUAGUCCCCAACUACCUUACCGAAGAGCAGCGCAUAACGCUAUUAAAAUUGGUCGGUCCCCGCUACAACCCCGACCAAGACCUCAUCCGCAUGUCAGCGGAAAACUAUCCCACCCGUGCCCAGAACAAGCGAUACCUGGGCGAUCUAGUGGAUAGUUUGAUCAAGGAGGCGAAGGAGGGUGACUCCUUCGCAGAUGUCCCCUUGGACCUCCGCCACCACAAGCCGAAGACAAAGUUGAACUUCCCCAAAGAAUGGGCGAUGACAGAAGAGAGGAAACAGCAGCUACAGGAGAGGAGGGAGAGGCUAAGACUCACGGAAGCCGCGAAGGCUACUAUUACUGAUGGAAACGAGGUGAUACAACAGGCGAUCAACAGCAUUCCCGCUCUUAACCCCGCCCUUCAGGUGGGUGCUGGAGACGAGCAUGCUGGAAAGGAACCCGUGCUCGUACGAGCUAGGAGUGCUCCUGCCCCAUGGAAACCGUUCUCUGGACGACGCUAAUGGGUUGUUUGCUUCUUUAUCCACUUCGUUUCGAGUUAAUUUUUUUUACCGUGUUGUUUUUCCCCUUUUUUUGAAAGGGUUGCAUCAAAUAGAUGGUUUUGCAAUCUGUACAUUAUUGGUGGUAUUGCAGCUCAAAUUUUUAACGAAGUAUUGUAUCAUAUUCUUUUCAUUCUUCGCCAUUUUUUUCUAGGAGAAUGGGAACUGUAAGACCGGAGCCAAAAGAGACAAAUUUUUUUUUCUUUUUUUUAUUCAUAUAAUAGCGCUAUCUUAGGGGGGGGGAACAAGCUGAGCCACCAUCUUUCAAUGCCGCGGGAAUGGGCGGGUGCUGCUGAACCUAACUAAAUACAGAAAGAAACAUGCCUGUGCUGAUCGUAAAAGAAAAAAAGAAAAAAUCAUACGCAUCUUCAGGGGUAUAUUUUAUCCGCCUCAGUGAUAAUAAACAGAGGUGCAGUGGGUUAUAGGCUUGCGGAACACAGCCAUCGAAGGGAAGGGGGAACCCAAUAUCUUUGGUCCAACGCUAUUAUAUCACAAGAAAUCCAAUACAGUGGACUGAACAUAUAGGUGCUCAGUACAUGAAUCUGACUUCGAAGGGUACACCAAGGAAAAGGCCUGAUUGAAUGAUUAAAAAGAAAAAUGAAAAUGAAAAAAAUGAAAAAAAUAAACAAUUACAAGGGGUUGUUUGAAAAUAAGGGGACAGGGGGCAAUUGUCAUUCACUUAACAACAUCAAGAAUCGAAAAGAAAAACUCAGGACGUCUCUGGUCUCAAAACCCAAGAAUUAUUGGGCGAAGCGAAAAUCCAUCACCUCAGCUCAGUUGGGAGGAGGAUAGGCGCAGGGAAUGUAGCCUUUAAGAAAGCUCUGCUCUGAUAGAAACCUUUUAGUUGCGUUCAUGGCGGCUGGUGCCGUCAUUGAGGCCAAGUCCAAAGGGAUCAUUCUUUGCAAUCUGCUUCAUACGGCGCUGACGCCAAUCCAUACCGUUCUGGUUGUGCCCAAUUGGCUUGAGAGAGGGGUUGGGACUGCCAUAGCGGACGAUGUCACCGAAAUGGGCGGCGCGAGUACCGGUGGUGUUUUCAUUAGGACCAGGUGUUGCAGUGCCACGAACAGGCUCCAUUGCCCAUGCGGAAUUGGCAGAGCGGAAGGCUUGCCUGCGAGGCGGAGAGCGGACAGGGGUUGAGAAGGAGGAAACGCGUCCGGCAUGGCUGUAGGUGGUCGAAGCCGGCGUGUUGCGGAUCGCGCCUUCAGCUGGGAACGGGCUGUUGAAAGCAGAGGGAUUCAACUUGUGGGUCGCAAGUGGUUCAGGAGUCAUUGGUCGCUGCGGCCCAGUCACAGCCAUGGAGUUAAAUGGAGGAAGGAGGCGGGAGGCCAUGUCAUUGUUGGUGCGGUUAGUCACAGCCCAGAUGGAGUGAGUUCCAGAGCCAUUGUUCUGGCUGUGCGGAUGCUGGUUUGCUGCAGUGUUUGCAGGGUUGACAAAAGCCAUAGUGUUCACCCCAGUGGGAACCGCAGGGCUGGGUGCACAGAAGCCAACAGGCUCAUGAAUAGUAGAUCGCUGAAUGACAUCCAUCACAUUGUUACAGCCUACAGUCUGGACAGGAGUUCCUGCCAACAUGCCUUGAGAACUCUGUGAAACAAGGCCGAAAUCUCCCCAAACUGCUUUGUCACCAGCCAUGGACAAUCCCCUAUUGAUUUCUUCCGGUAGAGAAGAGCGGAUAGCAGGAUGCAUCAUGUGCACUCCCAUCUCACGGGCAAAUCGGGCCUCAUUUGGACCAAAAGUCGCGCCAGCAACUGGAGCGUAGCUAAGUGCACCGUUUGCAACUUCUCCUUCAGUGACCCCUACGUUGAAUCUUGGGGGAGGCAACGCGAAUCUAGGGACUGGGACUGGUGCCAUUGGGCCCGUCUGCCUCCAGCUACGUCCAGCGAUCGUGCGUGAGUCGUUUCCAUCAGACCCAACGAUGCUUUUGACCUUAUACUUCUCACGAUACCAGCGGGGGAUAUCACGAAGCCCAAGGCGUCCCAAGGUUUCAGCAUCUCUAGGCAUAUCGUGCUUGUAAAGACAUCCUGUGACUACUUAAUACGACUGAAAUGGUUAAGAAAUAAGGAAAAAAGAUCAACAUACCCUGCUGCGCAUAGUCACACUCCCCGCGACGGAUCCAGUAAGAGCAAUACUCCUUUUUGGGAGUGGUUUUUGAGUUUUUCACAUUCUGAGACCCGGCCCCUAUGUUUCGGGAUGGGGUGUCAUCCUAUUUGUUUAUUACCCCCUUAUUAGCUUAAAAGAAGGACAUGAGACGACAGUGGAGUGUUGAAUCUACUCACCAACUUCACGAGCUCCUGGCCAGUGUUGGCAACAGUGUUGUCGUUUACUCCGUUUCUCCACGCCAUAAUGGUGCGUUCCUCAGAACUGGGGUUCCAAAUCACAGCAUCAACACCCCCAGCUUGACGAAAGAUUCCAUCCCCACCAAUCGUAAUAGCAGACUGGGGUGCCAUAGCCGUUUCCGCAUUGGACUCUCCAUUGGCCAUUUCAGCAUUAAUGGCAUGAGUAUUGCCAUUGACAGCGACGUCGAUGGUAUAGAACUGACCACGAGCGUUCACAGUCCCCAGAUUCUCCAUCCCAUUCGCAUGGUCGAUUUGACCUAGACAGCGAGGAACACCACGAAUGGUUACAAAGGGAGGCAAUUCGUCGACUGCAAUAAGUGCAGUGACAGCUCCGCUUGGGCGGGUGAUACAAAACUCAGGUUGCAUUGUCAAUUGCUGUUUGUCCUCCUGAAGUUUUGAGAUAGGUAAUGAAAACAGGUUCAAGGUUAUGAUCAGUUUCACGCACAAAGCAAUAAUAAACACAGUAGUUGAAUGAAGAAGCCAAACAAGAGCACCAAACAGUAAAUAACAGUUGGAGGAGACGAAAAGCAAGUAAAGGAGGAAGUGUGCGAAAAGUUAAGCGAAGCAGUUGAGAACAGAAAGCUCGAGCAAAGAGAAGAGGAGGAAGAUGAGAAGGAAGAAGAAGACGAAGAAACUGAAAGAGACUGAGAUCUUAAGAUGAGGGGUUUGAACAAUAUUCACACGGUGUAGAGGUGAAUAAUGUUUUGAUAUAUUCAAUUUGUUUAAACAAAACAAAGCAACUGAAGGUUGUUGGGCCGGAGAAGAAUGCCGUUGUGAUGGUGACCACUGUAGCGAGGAGAAAAGCGUAGAAUUCAACAACACUGAGAAUAACACAGAAAAUCAGAUGAAAAAGAUAAGAGAAAGCAAUGUAGACUGUGACUCUAAAUUAUAAUAUAGAAGU
Molecule: messenger RNA, 4491 nt
Organism: Blastomyces dermatitidis ER-3
Lineage: Eukaryota; Fungi; Ascomycota; Eurotiomycetes; Onygenales; Ajellomycetaceae
Product: 37S ribosomal protein Rsm24
Exons: 2
Coding region: 88-1221 (377 amino acids)
Biological process (GO): mitochondrial translation
Cellular component (GO): mitochondrial small ribosomal subunit
Molecular function (GO): structural constituent of ribosome
Source: RefSeq, a predicted model, not a curated record